Adelges cooleyi (spruce gall adelgid) is the source of this 4320-nucleotide messenger RNA. Its product is annotated as band 4.1-like protein 5. The transcript has 16 exons. Gene Ontology annotation, molecular function: cytoskeletal protein binding. Gene Ontology annotation, cellular component: cytoskeleton. The coding region runs from base 342 to 2624 and encodes 760 amino acids. NCBI's taxonomy places the organism in Eukaryota, Metazoa, Arthropoda, Insecta, Hemiptera, Adelgidae. The record is from RefSeq and is a predicted model, not a curated record.
AUAUAUAUAUAUAUAUAUAUUACUGUAGUGUAGGUAUAUUUUGUAUAAUAUUGUUGUUCAAAUUUUUCAAACACUCCACUUUAGUAUGUAAGAUAAUAUUAUAUUUUAUGGCUUUAUGAAACGUAUCCAUUGAUAAUCGAAUCCUAAUCAUUUUAACGCGAUGUUGUUACAUUAAAUCGGAUACCUUUUUUAUUUUGCAAUCACAUAACGGGAUAUUCUAUAUACCUACCUAAGCGAGGCUUGUUUGGGUGUACACAAUCUUAUCCAUAACGUUGUGCCGUGCAUAAAUUUCCUCUGAAAAUUAUCAUGUUCCUUCAUUCGUGACACAAUACCCUUUUGGAAUGCUUCGGUUUUUGAGUAGAAAGCGGGGUCGUAAUGAUCCUAAAGCAAGAAACAUCAAAUCCGGAGCCGAACGGUUAAAUCCUCCGAACAAGCAUUGUAUGCAAUGCCGUGUCGUGCUUUUAGACGGAACAGAUUUGUGUAUAGAGUUAUCGAAAAAAGCGGUCGGCAGUGAUUUAUACGAGCAGGUGUUUUAUUCUUUGGACUUAAUUGAAAAAGACUAUUUUGGACUACAAUUUACUGAUGCUAACCAUGUUCAGCAUUGGCUUGACCCAACAAAAGCAAUUAAAAAACAAGUACGAAUUGGACCGCCUUAUACAUUCCGACUACGUGUAAAAUUUUAUUCCUCCGAACCAAAUACGUUGCGAGAAGAAUUAACACGCUAUCAGUUUUUUCUUCAACUUAAAUUGGACAUAUUUGAAGGUCGUUUAGAAUGCCCACAAAAUACAUGCAUUGAAUUAGCUGCAUUGGCUUUACAAUCUGAGCUUGGUGAUUAUGAUGAGACUUGUCAUACACCGGCGGUCAUAUCGGAGUUUAGGUUUGUGCCCAACCAAACUGAAGACAUGGAGAUACAAAUAGUAGAAGAAUUUAAAAAGUGUAAAGGUUUAACGCCAGCCCAAGCAGAGACUAGUUAUUUAAGCAAGGUCAAGUGGUUAGAAAUGUAUGGAGUGGACAACCACAUUGUUCUGGGUAAAGAUGGGUGUGAAUAUGCCCUUGGCUUAACACCUACAGGUAUUUUGGUAUUUGAAGGGAUACAGAAAAUUGGUUUAUUUUUUUGGCCGAAAAUAGGCAAGUUGGACUUUAAAAAGAAAAAAUUGACUUUGGUUGUUGUGGAAGACGAUGACCAAGGACGUGAACAAGAACAUACAUUUGUAUUUCGUUUGCAUAAUGAAAAAGCAUGCAAACAUCUAUGGAAAUGUGCUGUUGAACAUCAUGCUUUCUUUAGGCUCAGAGCUCCUGUUAAAGGACCUUCGGCAAGACAAAAUUUCUUCAGAAUGGGAUCACGGUUUAGAUACAGCGGUAAAACGGAGUUUCAAACAACACAGUUGAAUAGAGCAAGACGGACUGUUCAGUUUGAAAGGCGACCAAGUCAGAGAUAUGCAAGACGGCAGUCUCAUGUUUUAAGAGAGCGUCAAAAAGACAAACCAGAAAGGUCUAAGACAUCCGAAGAAAAAAACAAAGUAGAAAAAGUUAAUAUAAUGGAUAAACCUCCAACUCCUAUUUUGGAUCCUAAAGAAUUACAACUUGAACCAACAUCUUCAAUAGCUUCCAACGCAUCAGACGUUGCUGAUGAUCGCCUAGACUCGUUGUUGAAGUGCUUAAACAAAGACACGCCUAUGAUAAACGACAACAAAAAUGAAUCAAACUCUGCAAUGUCCAGUUUAAACAGUAAACAUGAAGACUAUGAUAAGGAAGAAGAUAAAAAGUGUACGACUUCUCCUUUACCAAAUAAUAAAAAUACAUCUUACAGCACGACUCCCAGGCCAAUACCUAAAGAACAUUUAAAAUGUAACAUCUUAAAAGCCAAAGUCGAAGAAGAAAUGAAGAAAAAUCCUUUGACUCUGUUUGAUCCCCUAUCCACUGGCAAGGUUACCAAUUUACAAGAUAAUAAUUUGCAAAAUGGAGAGUCCCCUUUGAAAUUAACUACGUUUGGUAAAGAACAAGCAACUUUUGUAUCCGUUGGUGGAGACAAAUUGACUUUGUCCUUAAAUGGCGGCAUCGCGGCACCAGAAGAAAUUAAACUGUCGACCGAAGAACACUCUGUAACUGAAUCGGCGGCUGCGGUAUCUAAAGAUGACCGUAAAAGAUGUGCCACCCCGGUGACAGUUACGCACUUCUCAUUUGGAGAGUGCGGUAAAUUAGAGCAGAGGGUUAUAUUAUCUCCCGACAGGAGUCCCACCGAAAGCACAUCGAGUUUUUUAUCUUUGCCAUUUGACACUACUUCCCCAACUAGCCCGAGAAAUCCGUUUACUGCCAAUCCAUUUACAGGAGACGCCCAAACUCCAACCACUAACCCGUUUUUGUCCUCGUCAAAUCCAUUUUCCGAUAAUAAUAUUAAAAAAGACUCGGUCAAUGGUGUCGUGGUCGCCGUCCUUGAUGCAAAUUCAGGCACCACAAACGGUGUAACAAAUAAUGAAACAAAAAUACCUCCAAAAACCCAGCAGGAGUCGUCCAAGGUAAAACCGUUAAGUCAAAUUUCACCUUGGUUAGUGAGUAGCGCAGCCGAAACGACUUCAGGUCCGAAAAUAAUUACAAGGAAAUCCGUUAUCACGACACAGCUUUAAAAUCAAUACUACAAACAACUGUGUGGUAUUUUGUAUGAUGAAUGUUAUUUAUUUUUUAAACAAGUCCAUACAAAUUUAAAAAAAAAAACGGCAUACAACGUAUAAUUUUUAGCAAAUUGUUAAAAAGUAACAAUAUGAUUGACAUAUUUUGAUCUCUUCCAUUUUUCUACUAUGAAACCAACAAAACAAUUUUUAUUUAACGCUAAAUCUUUACGUUUUAUGAAUACUAUGAUUAAUGAUUUGGUAAAUAAUUCGCUUGGGAUCAAACUUGGUAUCUAAAUAUUUUAUUGUAUUUGUAAUUGUAAAGGCUGCUUUUUUAGUUAAGUUUUUUAAAAAAAAAAAUUUACUUAAUUCAAAAUAAACAUUCCUCGCGGUAUCGUGAGGGUUACUAAAUACAAAGAGUUUAUGCACCGCUGUUUUCUGUGAUUUUUCGAUCAUUUUUAAAUAAAAAUUUAUAAUAAAAAAAAAAAAUAGAGCUGUAUUUUAUAGUACAGAAUAUAUUAUAUUGUAUUAUUAUUAUUUUAAAUAUAUUUUUUGCCUAUGUACUUAUAACAUUUACAUAGAAAUUAUCGGUUUAGAUUUUUAACGACCAAGUACAACACAUUUAUAUUUUUUAAUAUUCUUUUAACCACUACCAGUAUUAGCGUUAGUGUUAAUAUAUUUUGUAAUUGACAAAACAUUAUGUGAUUUCCUCCGUCCAUUUGAAAUUAUAUACAAAUUUUACGUUAAUUAUUUUCUAUCGACCAAUGUUUAAAACAAUAUUAUUCCUACUUAUUAAAUGGUAUUCAGUUUUAAUGUACUUUUAGAAGUUUGCUCUCUUCAUUUAUACAUUUUUAUUUAUUUUUUAUUACAUAAUAUAUAUGUAUACGUAGUGCCGCAACUAGAAAAUUGGUCCACCACUAUGAUUCUCAACGGAUGUCGAUUUUUUUUUUUUUAAUGUCUACAAACAAUUCUUGUAAUAUUUUUCAAAUAUUAGUUGCGGUUUUGAAACCGUUUGGAAAAUGUUUACGAUGGGACUAUAAUUAUUAUUAAUAUUGAACAAGUUAUACUCUUAGUCGAUUCUUUAUUUAACCAAUGCAUACUUUAUUUUGUUAUUUUUACUACAUAACCAGCCAUACAUAUAUUUUUUAUUAUUUUUAUUACUAUUAUAUUAUAUUAUGUAUCGCAUCAUCAUCAUCAUCAACAACAUUUCUGUGAACACUUUAUUUUAUGAACGGAGAGAACGUAUUAUUAUUAUUAUUAUUUGUAUUUUUGUGUACGAUGCAAUUUGAACACGUGAAAAGUAUUGUUUUUCUCACUUUACAUUUGCUUUUAUUUGCCUCUUUAUUUGUGAUAGUCAACAAAGCAGUAUCUUAUAUUGCUGGUACUUAUUUAUUUUUUUAUGUAAUUAGCUAGCCCAUUAUCAAAUGUUAUUUUAAAUUGGCAACUAUUAUUAUAUUAUUUUGUGUUUGACAUAUAUAUUAUUAUAAUCAACGAAUUUAUACGUACUCGUAUUGUAUUUAUUUGUAUUAUUAUUAUUAUUAUUAUUCGUUUAUAUUAUAAAUAGUUAUAUAAAAACAUGUCAAUACUACAAUUGUUUAGGAAUUUUAUCAGUAUCACUUGUAUACGUUUUAUAAGCUCAGUGUGCCAUAGUCUGUAGGUAUAUAUAUAUAUAGAUAUUAAAUAUAAUUAAGUUUAUUUCGGAGUUUAUUCUCUU